CCAAACCAUGGCUCGUCCUUGUUUCGUGUCACAUCCCCCCUUGCUCUCUUGAUACCUCCCAUCCCAAACUGGGCUUGGAAGUCCCCUUCUGCCACUCGUCAUAUUCAUUAUCAGAGCUUUCUGUGUCGGUGCCAAUAGCUAGAGCUUUUGGCAUUAGUGUCAGGGGCAUCUUCAACGAGUGGUAUUCACAGGUACCAAGAAUGUACUGGACAAUGUGUAUAAGAGAGAUGAAUGACAUAGGAGCAAGAUUAUGUCAUGUCAUAUUUAACUAACAUAUAACUAGCAUAUAUAAUAAGGGCAUCUUCAACAAUUGUUAUUACACGGGUACCAAGAAAUACUAGACCAAUGAGAACAAGACUUGAAUAAAAUAAAUAGGUAGUGGUUACUUGAAGAAGUAACAGCCUCUACACGGAUACCAAGAAAAAGAAGAAGAUGACAUGUGGAUCCAUCAAGAAAGAAAACAAAAUAAAAAUAAAAAAUAUACUCAAGAAGAGAGAGAAGAGAAUUAAUAACAAUCACUGUUGGAGAUGCCCUAAGAUGGCUACAAGAAUGUACUACUUUGUUAUGAAGAGGCCCACAUUGUAGUCUCAUAGAGUGCCUAGGAGCACGUGUUGCAGCUGGCUAUUAGAUAGUAACCCACUUCUCUUCUCUCCUUUUUUUUCCUCCAACCAAGCAAAGAUACAAUAUUUAAAUCCUUAGAGCCUGCUUACAUCAACUUAUUAUUCUUACUCUAAGUAAGUAAUGAUUAUUUGUUCAAGUAACCACUACUGCAGGGUACCAAGAAAGUAAAAAAGAUUACACGUGGGUUCGGAAGACAAUCAAAUGACAAAAGGAAAAACAUAUUAAAAAACAAGAAGAAAAUAUUAUCAACCCCCUAUUGGAGACGCUCUCCUGUCCUGCAGGCUAGAGGUUUACGGCUACAGGCAGGCAGAGGGAGGCAGCACUCACACCACACUGGUCAGUCAAAGAGUGAGCCAGUGAGCAUCCACACUUGGAAUCUUGGAUUGACAGCUCCAGCUACCGCCCGCAUCCCCAUGAACCCAUUGCUCCUCUUCCUGCUCUGCUCCGUCACGUCGCCCGCCGGCCGCUGCCAAUCCAUUUGCUUGCUUGCUGCUCUGUCUGCCUCUGCCCCUUACAUUAAUCACCAUCGUUUCUUUUCCGCGUCCUCCUUCCAUUUCCUGCUUUCAUUCAUGUCCCUCUUCGAGUCUUUUCCUCUCCAAGGAAGGCAACCUGUUAAAAUCUUCCUCUUUUCCUUCCUUCCUUCCGCCGCCUCCCUCCCUCCCUCCCUCCCUCCGGAUUAGUGCUACAGACUGCUAUUGCCAUUUCGGUGCCGGCGAUUCCGUUCCUUUCCAUUUCCACCGGUUCUCUCAUCUUAAUCAGGACCAGAUUUUUCACCAGGCACUGGAAGUUUCAGCAUCAUGUGGUGCUAGCUACACAUGGCUGGCAAGACGCUCAAGGGGCCUAGCAGGGCAGCAGGCCAUCCCAUUUGCGCGACCCCAUUCGAGGCAUUUCAUCAUGGGUCAUGGCAUGGAGUUAACUGCAUAAGGGUACAGAACAGCCGUCUCUUUGUCAGAUUCGUCUACUCCGGAUCAACCGUCGAGCGUAAUAUCGACAGGGAUCAUCUACGCUUGCGAUCCAGAAGGGCGACGUGCUUCGACUGCUCGCAUGUUCUCAAGCCUGGUGUUGAUGUCUGUGUACAAUCGCCCCAUCCACUCCAAGCAUGUUCAACAGGAGAUCAGAAAUCAUCUAUAUCGCUGUGUCAUGAUGCAAGGAUCGUCACAAUCAAGAGAAAUCACAAUGCAGAUCAGUGUCUCUGCUUGUUUUUGGUUAUUCUCGACGACAGCCAAUGUCCUGGUAAUACAGAAAAGGGGGGAAAGGCAACCGAUAGAAGACAAGAGGUGGUGACCUUAAACAAUAUUUUCCUCUUGCAAAAGCUCCAACCUAAGGAGCUCCAGGAGGGAAGUGUGCAAUGGAAUUCUGCAGAGGAUUGCCUCUAUCAGAACAGAAGCAGGCUGUUAAGUGCUGCUAGAUUUUCCUCAGAAAUCUCACAUCUCAUAGUUUUGUCUGCCCUGAGGGGAAUGGAAUUCAGUAUCAAGUUGGUAGAAGGCAACAUCAUCUAUAGAGUCAUCAAAGGAGACCAAGCUCGACGCGGUGUCGAUUGCAUGAGCAUACCUCCAGGAUUUGGCAGGAACAUGGAGAUAGUUUCAUUCCAACUGCACGAUAAGAAUUUACGCCCAACGAUCAGAAAUAUCCCGGUCACACAUGCAAAGAAGCACAAUCUCACAGAAGACAACAGGUUCACUCUGAAGACUGAGUUGGAUGAUCAGCUGGAAUACAUCAGAGUCGCUGUGAAGAUUGAAUUGGAUGAUCAACUGGAAGAUCAGUUCGAUGUUGGGCUCUUGUAUAAGCAUGUGGAUUUGAGGCGCUCAAAGCGUCUGAAAACUCAACCGGAGCGCUUCACUAGUUAUGAUGCGCCUAAUUUCAAUCGUGACACUAAGAAGAAAGGUGCAAGUGCAUCAUCCACCAUGCAUUAUGAUCACCGAAGAGCUUCACAAGUUAAAGUAGAAUCAAGCUGUGGAGAGGAUCCAGUGAAGAUCACUGGUGCAAGUUCAUUCAUGUUCAACGAAAACCCAAGCACCACCAAAGGGCAACAUAAGAACACAAGAAGGAGAACUCCAUGCUCUUUGCCUAUGAAGGAAAAACCCAGCUCUGUGAAGGAGGAGAGCAAAACUGAAGAAAGAGCUUCAGAUUCUCAUAUUCCACAGACGCCGGCACAGAAUAAGGAGAAGAAUCAUCGCACCCCUUCAUCAUUUCAUCGGAAGUCUGGUACUUCACCGUGCAGCCUAGGUGGCAAUUACGAACCAGCAUUUUGUCAAAAAAGGGGUAGGAAAAGAAAGGAACGCAUGUGCGAUGAAGAGUACGAGAAAAUUAUAAACCAAUGCAUAGGAAACAUCCAGAGUGAAAUGGAGAGGGACUAUGAGUUUAAUCUAGAUGUCCCGAUGAUGCAUUGCUGUCAGGGUGCUUACCCAGAGGAGGAUUUUACAUGGCCAUCGCUUGCUGAUAGCCAAGAGGAGAAGAAGGAUGAGCUCGACGAACUGUGGAAAGAAAUGGAUUUCUCAUUGACCACACUAGAACUUGAUCGAAUGCAGGUUCCAGAUUCAGAAGAUGUUCACGAGAGCACUGCUCGUUUAGGAAAAAAUGGAGAAAUACCAUGUUAUCAUGACUGCAUACUGGAUGAGGAGCUCGGACUAAUGUGCAGAUUAUGCAAUGUUGUAUGUAUUGAGGCAAAGGAUAUUUUUCCACAAAUGUUCAAUGGCAACGGCUACAACAAGGAUAGGCCUGGAUGCAGUAAUUUUUUCCAUGAUGAUCAUGUACUCGAUCCUUCUCUUCUUGCAACCUUUGCACCAGAAUUUUCAGAACCGAGGGGCUCUGGGAACCUGUGGAGUUUAAUACCCGAUCUGGAACCGAAGCUGCUUCCUCACCAAAAGGAAGCAUUCGAAUUUAUUUGGAAAAACUUGGCAGGAUCAUUACAGCUUGAGGAAAUGGACAAUCCAACAGCCAGUAGUACAGGGGGCUGUGUGGUUGCACAUACUCCUGGGUCCGGUAAAACGCUGCUGCUGAUAUCAUUCCUUGUCAGUUACCUGAAGGUUCACCCAAGAAGCCGGCCAUUGAUCCUUGCUCCAAAAUCUGCUAUCCAUACAUGGAAGAGAGAGUUUGAGAAAUGGGGCAUUUCACUUCCUCUGCAUGUGCUUCACCAUGCUGACAGUAGAGGCAGGUCAAUGGGGGCUAUUGAUCCUAGAAUGCAGGAGAUUCUAAGUAAAUUUCACCGAUCGUCAUGGAAAAACAUGCGCUUUGUGGAUUGUAUGGACAAGUUAUGCAAGUGGCAUGCGAGUCCAAGCGUUCUGCUCAUGACGUACUCCUCGUUCUUAGGACUGACUAGAGAAGGCUCAAGAAUGCAGCAGCGAGCAUCCAUGGUGCAAGUCCUGAUCAACAACCCGGGGCUGUUGGUCCUCGACGAGGGACACAACCCGAGGAGCAACAAGUCCAAGCUGAGGAAGAUGCUGAUGAAGGUGAAGACAGAGUAUAGAAUCCUCUUGUCGGGUACCGUCUUUCAGAACAAUUUUGAAGAGUAUUUCAACACCCUAUCUUUGGCCAGGCCUCGGUUUGUCGAUGAUGUCAUGGCUGCGCUUGUCAUGGAGAGGAAGAAGGAAAUGAGAGGCAGGAGAGCUAAACACAGAGAAGCAGUGGCCAGGCGCAUUUUCGUGGAAAGAGUCGCACAAAAGAUGGAGUCUAGCAGCAGUAGGGACCGAAUAGAUGGUUUGAAUUUGUUAAACAAGCUUACUUGCGGAUUUAUCGAUUCAUUCGAAGGGGCAAAGCUAAGCAACCUUCCAGGGAUACAUGUGUAUACCGUUUUCAUGAAACCCGGUAAGAUUCAGGAAGAGAUACUCGCGAAAGUCUCAAUGUCUACGUCAUGCACUGGCAGGUACCCUCUUGAGAUCGAGCUUCUCAUCACGGUUGGUUCUAUACAUCCAUGGCUUAUAAAAACAACAAACUGUGCUAGCACUUUCUUCACUUCAGCAGAAUUAGAUAAAGUUGACAAGUACAAGAAGGACUUUGCUGCUGGUUGCAAGGCCAAGUUUGUCAUUGAUCUGCUGCACAAGUGUUCAUUCAGGGGGGAGAGGGUUCUGAUAUUCUGCCACAAUGUGUCCCCGAUAAACUUUCUCGUGAAGUUGAUCGAGAAUGUCUUCGGAUGGCGGCUCGGGGAGGAAGUCCUGGUGCUUCAAGGUGAUCAAGAUCUGCCUGUCCGUUCGGACGUCAUGGAUAAAUUCAACAGCGAUGGUGAAGGAAAGCGGAAGGUGCUUAUUGCUUCGACGACAGCAUGCGCCGAGGGUAUCAGUUUGACAGGUGCAUCGAGAUUGGUCAUGCUGGAUUCAGAGUGGAACCACUCCAAGACCAGGCAGGCAAUAGCACGGGUGUUCAGGCCUGGUCAGGAGAGAACCGUUUAUGUCUACCUUCUGGUGGCAUCUGGGACAUGGGAGGAGGGCAAGUAUAACAGAAACAGGAGGAAAGCUUGGAUGUCGAAAAUGGUCUUUUUCGGACGCUAUCUCGAUUAUCCGUUACAAAACGCCGUGACUGCUGUUGAUGAUGAUGGUGUUCUCAAGGAGCUUGUUGAUGAAGAUAAGACCAAUACUUUCCAUAUGAUAGUGAAGCAGGACUGACCAAUGCUGUUCUGUUCAUCUGCCCUGCAUGGCUACUUUUGUUCUUCUAAUGUGUAUAUAUAGCAUAUAUGGGCAUCCUCUAAUGUUUAGUUCUCUGACAUUUCCUAUGCUCUUUUGUUGGUUAUAGCAAACAUAUUUCUCUACGCUAGAUGACUGUUGGAAAA
This is a messenger RNA of Brachypodium distachyon (stiff brome), 5383 nucleotides long. Its product is annotated as SNF2 domain-containing protein CLASSY 1. The record is from RefSeq and is a predicted model, not a curated record. Bases 1437 to 5219 code for a protein of 1260 amino acids. NCBI's taxonomy places the organism in Eukaryota, Viridiplantae, Streptophyta, Magnoliopsida, Poales, Poaceae. The transcript has 7 exons. Gene Ontology annotation, biological process: gene silencing by siRNA-directed DNA methylation. Gene Ontology annotation, molecular function: ATP binding; ATP-dependent chromatin remodeler activity.